Molecule: messenger RNA, 2024 nt
Organism: Dicentrarchus labrax (European seabass)
Lineage: Eukaryota; Metazoa; Chordata; Actinopteri; Moronidae
Product: interleukin-8
Exons: 4
Coding region: 1244-1525 (93 amino acids)
Biological process (GO): antimicrobial humoral immune response mediated by antimicrobial peptide; neutrophil chemotaxis; inflammatory response
Cellular component (GO): extracellular region
Molecular function (GO): CXCR chemokine receptor binding; chemokine activity
Source: RefSeq, a predicted model, not a curated record
UGCAACGUCUGGCCACGCACUUGUCCAGCAUUGGUAUAACUUAGCAUAACAGUGCAAAACCAUUAAGGUAUUGCAUAGCACUCCGUAGCAUGACAUAUAUGGAAGAGUAUUGUGUGGUAUAUAAUAGUGCAGAUUUAAAGAAAGGUUGCUCUGUCUUGACUGGCAUUCUGCCUGACUCCUUCACUAUCAAUGUCUUAUCUUAAGGCACGGUUUACUAACCAAACAGGCACAUGCAGAUAAUAAAUACACAAUGAUACCACAUACAAAGGACUUGAGAAUAACAACAGGAGCUGGGAAAACCAGGAAUGAAUCACAAACUAGUCGGCACCCAAUCUUUUGUUUGAGAGUUAAGCUGCUUGAGCUUUACAAGUUCUCCACUGUCAUAUAACAAUUUGUUUCAGUUAGACUGGUUGGACUGUGGUUAUUAUUUAUGAUAUACAUAUGAGGAAGUGAGAGCCUGCCACCAAGAAACCGACAGUAAGUCAGCCUCUGGAGAAUUACAGGAAAUCAUUUUGGAUUGACAAAUAGCCAAAAGGAGGGUUUGAAGACUUUUUCCCCUCGCACAAUUUAAGUUGGGGUAUCUAUCUGCAGUUUACAUUCCACAUGUGUUUAACCGUCUCCCUCUGACGUUAAGAGUCAUGCUGGGACAAGCUUGCCAGAAGUACAUUUUUCUAUUACUGCAAACUCCUGUGAUUUGUUUGAGGGAGGAUAGAAGUGAAUCUGCUCAGUUGUGUGCAAGGCUUUAUGAGGUUACAAAUUAAACAGCAUAUUUCAAAAUGCCUAGUCAUUUUAUUUUGGCACAGAUAUCCAAAUUCAAGAAAAUCGUGUUAAAAGUGAAUCAUGAAUCCUAGAACCCUUUACCAGAAAAUGAUUUCACCAAAAAAAGUGUUCAAAAUGUCUCCCGGGCUUGCUAACUAGACCUCUAUUACAGUGAGAUAAGUAAUAAAAAAAAACAACAAACAAAUUAAACAUGAAGAAAAUUAUUUAGAAUUGUUUAUUAUAGAGCAGUAGUAAAUACACUUUAGUCCCAAAACUCUUUUGUUUUCUGAACUGUUGUUAAAAAAAAGACUAAAUUCCUUGGAAAGAGAGGGAGGGAUAGAUGAGAAAGUGGUUAACAUAGUGGACUUGCAUCAUAUUUUGCAGCAGUUGGGGGAAGAGCAAAGCUUUAUAUGAUUGCCUGCAGACAACGACUAACACCAGUCUUAAAGAUUACUGAAUCCCAGACUUCAGCUUCAGAGCAGUUAUGUCUGUCAUCACUAUUGUAGCGCUCAUGGUUUUCUUGACUAUUCCUGAAGGUUUCAGUUUUGGGCCUCAAGAAGUGAAUCGAUGCCGAUGCAUCACCACAGAGAAAAAGCCCAUAGGGCGUUACAUAGGACAGGUGGAGGUGAACCCUGUCAGCUCCCACUGCAACAAUAUUGAGAUAAUUGCCACUCUUAAAUCGGAUGGGAGAAAGAUUUGUCUGGACCCCAAAGCUCCUUGGGUCAAAAGGGUGUUUGAGAAGAACCUGGUUGUGCAGGCACCUUGAAGAAUAAACCUUCACAGAUUUGGCUCGGAUGGAAGAAGAAGGACCUUCUAGAGAAUCAUAUAUUCAUCACCACUGAUUCAAAGUUCAAAGUAGAAGCGUGGACUGCACUGAUUAAUUUGCGUGAUGAGAAAGAUUUGUGUGGCAGCUGGCUAAACUGGAAAAAGUUGAGCUUAAAUUGUCUAUACAAAAGCUGGGUAUAGACAAUUUAAGCUCAACAUAUUCUUAGUGGCAAAGAGACAAGGCGGCAGAAACCUUUAUUCUGAACUAUAUGUACAAGUAAUAUGUCUGCUUACAUAAGAAGAGUUUUUUUGUAUGGAAUUAAAAUACUUAUACCUCAAAUGUGCAGCAGGAUAUAUAAUGGAAAUCUGUGAUUAAAUGCACAACAAAAAAAUCUAAAACCUUUCUUACACCUUUGUACACCUUUCUUAAAAAACAUACAUGCCCGCUUUCAUCUAAAAUAUGACGAUUGUGAAUAAAAUGUGACAUUAUAAACCAGAAA